Messenger RNA from Caenorhabditis angaria, 543 nucleotides. The record is from the annotation of a GenBank genome assembly. Lineage: Eukaryota; Metazoa; Nematoda; Chromadorea; Rhabditida; Rhabditidae.
AUGAAUCAGUUGUAUACAUUGAUUUAUAUGCUUAUUAUUUAUUCGUCGAUUCUAUCAAAUUGUUUUUUGAAAAAACCACCGAAAAAAAUACGAAGAAUUGACGCACCGACCAAUCAUCGUGUUUUGAAACAAAAUCGGGAGGAGCAGAAAACGAGACCUGAAGUGCAGAAAUCGAAAUCGAAGUCGAGAUCGAAAUCCAAGUCCAAAUCAAAAUCCAGUGAAAAUACACCAAAAGAGAUCACGGCGAAUGGAAAACCGAUUACCAGUGUGGAAGUGAAACGGAAGAGUCAAGAAAAGACAAAAUCGCUGGAAAAAAAUCGGAAGACGGUUGGAAAAACCAUCAGCGAAGGGAAGAAACAACAUCCGAAUCGACGAGGUUAUGAUCGAAGUUUGAUUGCGAUUCAAGAAGUUGCACUGGAUAAUAUAUUCAAUGGUGAUGAUGAGGAAGUGAAGAAGGUCAAUGAAAAACCGGUGAAAAUGGAGAAGACAUCGGCGGAAGUUGUGAGAACUCAAACACAGACUAGAGAUGAACCGGGAGAGUAA